This is a messenger RNA of Baudoinia panamericana UAMH 10762, 1803 nucleotides long. RefSeq lists its product as uncharacterized. The transcript has a single exon. The coding region runs from base 128 to 1486 and encodes 452 amino acids. NCBI's taxonomy places the organism in Eukaryota, Fungi, Ascomycota, Dothideomycetes, Mycosphaerellales, Teratosphaeriaceae. The record is from RefSeq and is a predicted model, not a curated record.
AAGCAGCGGUAUUGAGAUCGAUGUCACGGUUUCACGUUGCAAAGUCAAUGCGCAUUUUGAUUGGCUGAUCAUCCACUAGCGCGAAAUACGCGUAUGAUUGUUUCUCCCCCAGCUCGCUCAUUCAUUGAUGCCUGCUCGGCAAUGUUCACCAACAGUGCAGACCGUAGGGUCGAAACGUGUGAGUUUCCCUUUCUCAACGUGGAUGCUGUCCGUGUAUCUUUUGGAUCUACAAGACUUAUCGAUUGUCAUCCUCACCUGGCUGUCAGCAGUCAUGGUAAGUCUCAAUGAUGACAUCUACCGGCUGAUCAUUCAGGCCGCGGGCGAGAACUCUCACGAUGGUUUUGCUAGGGAUGAAGACUGUGUCAAGACACUGUUGGCAUGCUGCCUUGUCUGCCGCACCUGGAGGCGGUUGGCUCAGCCAAUACUCAGAUCAGUGAUUGUGAUCAACUUUACCGAGCAGCUUGAUAGGCGUCUGUUGGAUCGCUCGCACGACGAAUUAUGCGGCGUUACAGAACUGGUCCUCGGGGAAAGCUGGGAUCGAAACGUGCAAGGUGUCGAUCUGGAGAUAGUAUGGCGAGCGCUUCCGACCUCGCAGCUUCGAGGCUUGUUCUGUUACGGUCCCACUGAUCGCCGUUUCGCCGAUAUCAACGACAAGGCAUUGAUUGGGAGCGUUCGACACUUGCCAUCACGACUGAGCCAGGACUUCACCGGUCUGCGUGAGGCCGUGUUGAGCAACCUUGGUGGAGGAGCUUUUUGGACGCCGUUACUACUCGCUGCGCCGAACUUACGAAGCCUGACGCUUUACCAGGCCAGCUGGUCGGGACGCAGCGUACAUGCCGACUCGCCACUGUAUCUGCCAAACGAAGCUCCACCGUUCUCCCUCCAACAUUUCGAGUUGGUAGAAUCUCAUGUCGCCAAAGCGCCUCUUGUGUGGCUGCUCUCGAACUCUGCAGACAGUCUGAAACAUGUUGCGGUUAACUACAUGGAUCGAGAACGGGAUGACCUGAUCUCAAUGUCUCAGCUGCGGGCAGAUGGUAAGCUGCCUUCCGUAACACAUCUGACUGUUAAUUGUGGAGACUCUUACGGCAUGAAGAACUAUGAGGAGGUACUGUCCGGUCCAUUGGGCCGCUGGUCCGGCUUACAGACCAUGUUCGUGCAAGGUGAUGAUGACAAGGCUAGAGCGGCUAUCAUUCAUGGCGUGUCGCAGCUUCAGCCAUCUCCCGUGGUAGAGCUUGGAGUCGGCGAGAUGAAGAUGGCUGCAUUCAAGGCGUUAUGGCGUUUGCGGAAAGGCAAGCUUCGAGCUGGAAGCCUGCUUCGUCUCGUCAGCAAACCUACAACAUACAAAGGUCGAUACAGACCCCCUGGAAGAUGGGACUGGCAAGCAGCGGAGUACUGGCGCAAGGAGGAUGUUGCAAGCGAUGCUUCAACAAUUGCAGCGAAAUAUGGUGUGAAGCUUGAAAUUGCUGAAGUGUCACAUUUCCUUUGACAUGUCCCACACGUCCUGGACGGACUAGCGAUGUCGCGUCGCGGAGCAAGACACGGAGCACGACACGAACGAACGUUGCCGUAACCCGUGUCCAUCGAGAUAGACUCGCAUCUGAGAAGCCCGCCACGUCCGACCAUUCUCCACUCCCAACAGGCGAACCAAGCUCACGGUGAAGACAUUGGCCUUGAAGGAGCAGCAAUGUGCACAACUAUUACCCAGCAUCGUGGUGAAGCCUUACCAGAUACCCUGAGCCUACGAAGCACAAAUGUAUGUCGUUCGAUCGGUCGAGUCAGACCCUGCAGUACAGCAUUAGCCGC